This is a messenger RNA of Miscanthus lutarioriparius, 1740 nucleotides long. Lineage: Eukaryota; Viridiplantae; Streptophyta; Magnoliopsida; Poales; Poaceae. The record is from the annotation of a GenBank genome assembly.
AUGGUGAUGGCCAAAUAUGAUAAGGAUCAGUAUGAGAUUCUCCUUCGACAAUUGGACUCCCUCAAGCAAUCGGCCUCGGUGUUGGAGUACCAAGCGGAGUUCGAGAAGCUAGCGCAUGGAGUGCUGCUCUACAAUCCUGCGUUCGACGACACCUUCUUCGUCACGCGAUUUGUGAGUGGCCUUCGUGAUGAAAUCAGAUCUGCUCUCUUGCUGCAUCGGCCAAAGGAUGUUGAUACAGCGAGUGCCCUGGUGUUAAUCCAAGAGCAAGAACUCGAGCAGGGGAAUGCCAAGUCAUCUGGGCGGGAUUUCACCAGAUUGACUGGGCCAAAGAACACGGCAGUGGAACCAAUUAAGCCAAUAAUCAAGACAACGAAAACUGAAGCUGAAGAUAAAUUGGCUAGCCUCGAGUCAUUCAGACACCGCAACGGUUUGUGCUUCAAAUGCGGUGAGAAAUGGAGCCCCGCUCAUACCUGCCCAGCUCAUGUAUCCUUACAUGUUUUAGAAGAAAUCUUGGAUGCAUUGGAUAUUGCUCAGUCUAAUGAUGAUGAGGACAGUGAUGGUGAUAGUGCUGAAACACCUCAAGAAGUACUGACAGUCCAGUCUGUUCCUGUUCCUCAGCAAAAGUCUAGACAAACCUUGAAACUGUUAGCUCAGAUUGGAAAGCAUAAGGGUCACUGUUUUGUUUCUGACGCCAAGGUGCUGCCCCUGAAAUGUUAUGACCUCAUCCUUGGAGAGGAUUGGCUUGAGGAUUACAGUCCAAUGCUGGUAGACUAUAAAUUGAAAACUCUUCAGUUCAGUGUUGAGGGUAAGACAGUUCACCUACACGGAGUCCGGGAUAACCCAAAUGUGUGUACACCUGACCAGACUGUAAAGCAACAUAACAUUCCAGCAAGUGUGGCUGAAGUUCUGUCCAAACAUGCUCAUCUAUUCUCUGAACCAGUUGGCCUGCCUCCAAGAAGUGCUGAUCAUAGAAUUCCUUUGAUCCCUGGGGCACAACCUGUGAAAAAACUGGUGGAAGGCUAUGAAGAUGAUGAACAAGCCAAGCGGCUCAUGACCGAACUGGCUAUUUCUGCUGACAGUCACCCUGGCUAUAAGCUACAGAAUGGUGUGCUCAGUGGCAUUGGAGGCCAUUCUGGAGUUAGUGCAACCUAUGCUCGAGUUAAGCAGCUCUUUGCCCGGCCAAGUAUGAAACAGUCAGUUCAGGAAUUUGUUAAGCAAUGUCAAAUUUGCCAACAAGCUAAGACUAAAAGAAUCAAGUCCUCAGGUCUUUUAAACCCACUGCCUGAACAAGCUUGGGAAAUCAUUAGCCUUGACUUUGUGGAAGGGCUGCCACAAUCUGAUAAUUACAAUGCCUUAUUAGUAGUGAUCGACAAGUUUACUAAAUAUGGGCAUUUCAUUCUAAUUAAGCAUCCAUUCACGGCUCUGCAAGUGGCUCAGAUUUUCAUGAACAACGUGACUAGUCAGAAACUAUCUUUUCGAUACUAUGGCCCCUUCAAGAUUCUGCAGAGGUUUGGCCAAGUUGCUUACAAGCUGGACUUACCUGACGAUGCUAAAAUACACCUGGUGGUGCAUGUGACCCAGUUGAAGCAACACAUCUUCCGUGUUCUCAGUCGUCAUUCGAUUCUGAGAGGAGCCACGGUGGUUCCACAGUUGCUGAUCCAUUGGAGUGAGCUGCCACCAGAGUUGGCUACUUGGGAAGAUGAGAACAAGAUACCAAAAGCUCUGCGGCUGGGCGAGUAG